AUGUUCGCCGCUCGUCAAUUGCUUCUAGCGCGCCCAGUCGCUGGUCGCCGUCUUUUCCACGCAUCGGCGCCCGUCUUGGUCAAAGUCGGUGACAAGCUGCCCAAUGUCGAACUCAUGGAGAACUCGCCGGGCAACAAGGUCAACAUUGCCGACGAGCUGAGGACCGGCAAAGGUCUCAUCAUUGGAGUCCCAGCGGCAUACUCACCAGCUUGUUCUGAAAACCACAUCCCUGGAUACAUCAACUCAGCCAAACUCAAAGACGCUGGAAAGGUUUUCGUGGUUUCUGUCAACGACAGCUUCGUAAUGAAGGCGUGGGGCAAAACAUUGGAUCCUUCAGGCUCAAGCGGCAUUCGUUUCCUUGCAGACCCCAGUUUGGCUUUCACCAAGGGUCUUGAUCUUUCCUUCGAUGCCGCCUCCAUCUUUGGUGGCGACCGCUCCAAGCGUUACGCCCUCGUCAUUGAAGAUGGCGCUGUGAAGGAGGCGCACGUCGAGUCGGACAACACCGGACUGAAUGUUUCCGCAGCAGACAAGGUCUUGUGA
Ascochyta rabiei is the source of this 540-nucleotide messenger RNA. Its product is annotated as Thioredoxin-dependent peroxiredoxin. Gene Ontology annotation, biological process: hydrogen peroxide catabolic process; cell redox homeostasis; cellular response to oxidative stress. Gene Ontology annotation, cellular component: peroxisome; mitochondrion; cytosol. The record is from RefSeq and is a predicted model, not a curated record. Gene Ontology annotation, molecular function: thioredoxin peroxidase activity. The transcript is spliced from 5 exons. Bases 1 to 540 code for a protein of 179 amino acids. Lineage: Eukaryota; Fungi; Ascomycota; Dothideomycetes; Pleosporales; Didymellaceae.